ACACACCGGUCGAGUUAUUGCUUGCUUCAUCAGCAGUAGGCUUGGCUUGCUGCUGCAAUUCUCUCUCCUCCCUAACCUGGAGCUCCAGCUGCAUCAGGAGCCUGCAGAGCAGUAAACAGGACACAGCACCAGCGACAGAAGGUAGUAUUGUGUACUGCCACACAACAACCAGAAACAAGAAUCUGAGACUCUUGAGCAGCAAAGAGAAGCACUAAGAAAGGACACAACUACAGCUUGAGGAGGAAACGAGAAGAAAAAAGGAAAGAUGAUAAACAGACACUAGAAAGCAUAAGUCCGAUGGAUGCAUAGAAGAGCAACUUGGGGUUAUGGAUAUGUGGCAUGCAGUCUGGAGCACCCAGGGAUCAAACCACACACCUUCAGAUUAGUAGACAACCUGCCCUACCUCCUGAGAGCUCUAAGCAUGCCUGUAUGCUCUGCUUCUGUGCUCUACCUACUCCUCUUGCUGCUGUGUGGGCUGCUGGGAGGCUGGGUGCUGUCCAUCUGCCCUGCUGCCUGCUCCUGCAGCGGAGGCCAUCGUGUUGUGGACUGCUCUUCACGAGGCCUGACCAAGUUACCACCUGGUCUGCAGCAUAACAUUCGCUUUCUCAACCUUUCUUUUAACAGCUUGCAGGGUCUGGACAGCCAGCUCAGCCACUAUGCCCAUCUGCGCACCCUGGAUCUGUCCUACAACCGCCUGGAGAGUCUCCCCCCUGCCCUGCCAAGGUCUCUGUGGGACAUUCGAGCAGCAGGGAAUCAUCUACGCUCUCUAGACAAAAAUGACACAGCCUACCACUGGAACCUGAAAGUUCUGGAUCUAUCAGAUAAUGAGCUAGAGAGAGUGGUCUUUAUCAAUAACACACUGUUGAGUCUACGGUCUCUUAACCUCAGUCAUAACAGGUUUUGGACAGUGCCCACAAACAUGCCACACAACUUGGAGAUCAUUGACUUGUCACAUAACUAUCUGUUGCGGAUCCUGCCCGGAUCGUUGGAUCGACUGCCCCGACUGGCCCAGUUUUAUUUGCAUGCUAACCGCUUCACCUGGUUGUCUGAGGGAAUUUUUGAUAACCUAAUAGGACUGGAGAUUAUUACUCUUGGGGAUAACCCCUGGGCUUGUGAAGAAGAAGAACACAUAACAAAGCUCCUUAGAUGGUCAGAGAAAACCCGUGCAACUGUUUUGGGGUGCCCCUGUUAUACAAGACCCAUCUGUGGGCAAUCCCAUUUACCAGUAACAGGAAGGGAAAGGUACUCAGCUCGGUUUACUGAGUCACCACUCUGGGUUAACAGCAGAAGUGAAGGGCAGGAUGUUCAAUUGCCCCCAAGGACUGUAGAGAACACACCUAACUAUCAGGCAAAAUCUCCACUUGUUGACAGUGGAAUGUAUCAGGGCAAAGCAGGUAUGAAUGAAUCUGGGGACCACAUCUGGACAUCUUCAACAAGUAUGGAUAGUUUUUCUUCACACACAAGCACAACAGAACAUCCAAAGUCUUUAACCAAGAAGCCUAAACUAACUAAUUUAUAUAAUGAAGGCUGCAAACUGGACAUCAAAACUCAACAAACAGUCAUUCUGUCUGUUGUAGUCAUGACAACUGCAUUCACCACCUUCUAAACUGCAGCAUGUGGACACUAAAUCUAUAAGUAAUUUCCUGUAUGUAGCACCUCCAUUUUCCUUUGCUGUAUAAAAACUGUUGCGACUGUUGUUAUCUUCUGUCAUCACCAUCCUUUCAAGAUGCACAUCAUGACAAUAUCUCUUAAAAUCCUCUACACAAAGAAAAAUGUCAGAUGUAAACAUUUAGUUUAAUGCUUGAACACAUGCUGCUGGGUUCAUUUAUUCGUUUGUUCCGAAUCAAUGCUAUUGUGGUGUUUUGGUCCUACCAAGCCAUUUAGAACAGUGCUGUUCCCAAUAAGAAGCCCAAAAUGUUCGUAAUACAAAAUACUUUCCAAUUUACCAGUUAAGAACUAGCAAUAGGACAGUGUAUAAUACACACGUGCAAGCAUGUUCCCCUCCCGUUCCACUACGGGGACUGCCCGAAUGCCUGCAGAGAGUCUGUUGUCAGACGGAAGCAGUGUUUAAAGCAUGUGAGCCAAUCUGUGAGACAGUUUUGCUCAUGUUGUUGCUGUUGGUGAGUCAGCCAGCCGCAAAGGAGAGUGAAGCUAUAACAUAUAAAGAGCUCAAGUGAGAUCAAGUGUUAAACAUAGUGAAAAGUGUGCACUACGGCAACUGUGCGUUUCAUGCUAUAUUUUUUAAAUUUUUUUCACCCCAGUUCUUCUGUUUCCAGUGAACUAGACUAUCGCUAUCGCUUCCUUCUCUAUUCCAGGUCACUGGUCAACCAACUUUCAGCAGUCGUAUCUUGGAGGACUGCAUGGGAGUGUGUCUUGGGUGAGUGAAAACCCCUCUUCACCCCUUUGCCAGACUAAAAAAUGUAUGCGAAUGAAGACAUUUGCAGGACUGCAAUUCCACUCGUGAAACAGAAAGCAGAACGCAAACAGGAAUUUGAGUCUCAAACAACACUUUACCAAGAGAAACCUACAAGUUGUAUCACAAAAAUUAUUUAAUUGUGAGCAGCAACAACUUCUCAAGUACAAAAUACCUAACUUUCAUGUUUGUACUGUGUAUAAAAUGUGAUGGACAACCGUGUGACCCAUAUGAAGUUUGGAUGAUGUGUCUGCGAUAAAGUAUGGCUGAGCAGGAAGGCUCCAAAGUGGCCUAGUUUGGUGCCCUUUUCAGGCGCUCUUCCAUUCAAAUGAAUGGGAAAAAUUUGUUGAGAAUGUUACAAAAACUGUGACGAAUAGCUACCAAAAACAGUCUACAUUGGCCUUCUUUGAAAGAGUGACUUUUAUCCUUUAGAUGCACAUGUACAUCUGAGUCUUGUCCUGUCGAGGUGGCUCUUCUAUGUUGUGCCAUACGUUUAUGAAGUGGCUGUUGGGUUUCUCGAAUGUAGAGGUUGGUUGUUUAGUUUGUCUUUGGGACAAACCAAUUUUUGUCCGAGUGUGUGCGUCAGUUUCUUUGUAAAACUGGCUACAUAAGGGAUGACAUUUUUGUUCUGUUUGUUAUUCUGUUUCUCCCUAGUUGGUGUCUGACCUUGUUUACUGUGCAUCUUUGCUGAUUUGAUUAAAGCCCAUGUUGGGAUAAAAACAUGUUUUAAGAGCUUUCUUUACAUGUGUGUGUUCCUUUUCUUUCCCUUCUGCCUUAGAGGGAACUUUUUCUGACUGAUAUUGCAGGAUCACUUCCAGUUCCAGAGGGUGGUGGGAGUCAAAGAGUAGGUACUAGUCUGUGUGUGGGCUUCCGGUAAACUUCAAUGUUGAGGUGUUCUCAAUGUCCAGGAUGCCAAUUUUCACAUUGUGGACAAAGAGGACAGAUGGUUGAAAGAGGAGUGAAAGAAGCCAUCUAUGUCCACUGUGAACGACCAUCCUUGAACAGAGGGGGUUGCUUACCACACCAACUGUCUGACACCUAUAAUCCAGUUUUGAGAUCCCUUCCCAGAUACUUUAACGCCCACUCACAUCUUCUGUCAGUUGAUCUCAAUAAGUCACAUGAUAGGGUGAGGCAAGGUCUCACAAUGCUUUUUAUCCCAAACCUCUGCUGAUAAUGAUCCACACCCUUUUUCACACUUUGGCUCAUGCGAUGAGGCACAUGAUCAAUAGUCCCCAACGACUCUAACUCCCACUAGGGCUUAAAAUCUGGGACUCUCCACCAUCUAAUGUAACAAGUAGUAUAACAAAUUACUUUUUCGCAGGAGUAAUUAAGUAACUUACUGCAUUACUUUUUUUUUUUUUUUUUUUUUAAGUGUUCUGUAUGUGUAACACUGACUUUUUAAAAUAACGACUCAACACUGAUUACAACAAAGAGGGAAAAUACCCCAACAAACAUGCACAAACGUUUGACCCACAGCAUGCAAUUAAUCUGCCAGUGAGAACCGAUAAGGAAUUGAAAAAAUAAGUGAUAUCAAUAAUGGAAUCGCAGUCACUAAAUCCUUCAUUAAUCCUAUCCCUAGGUGUUAUUACACAAAGAGACAGAGAGGAGAUUCCAACCAAUCAACAAAUGAUAUUCAAAUGAGCAAGGGUGUGAGUAGCCCUGUGUCUCUGUCAUGUCUUUGAGAGAAGCGGUUUGUACUCUUAAAAAUUGGCUUAUAAAAAUGGAAACUGCAGUUUCUAAAUGAAGGUGUUUAUUAUUCAGGGGGAAACAAAUCCAAACAUAGAUGGCCCUGUGUGAAAAAGUGAUCCCUCCCCCGCCCCAUUAUAACAUAAAUUAACUUUGGAAAGCUGAGUUCAGUUUCUCUAGUCACACCCAGCCCUGAUUACUGAUACACUUCCAUCAAGAAAUUUAAAUAGGAUCUGCCUGACAAAGUGGAGUAGACCAAAAAGAUCCUCAAAAGCCAGACAUCAUGUCACGAUCCAAGGAAGUCCCUCAGUCUGGAAAAGGUUAUAAAGCUGAAGGCAAGAUUAAAGCCAUAGAACAGUGGUGAACCUUCCUAGGAGUGAAUUGCUGACCAAAAUAACCAUAAGAGUGAAGCGAUGACUCAUCCAAGAGGUCACAAAACACGCCAGAACAGCAUCCAAAGAAUUGCAGGGUUCACCUCAGUUAACAUCAAUGUUCAUUACAGACUGGGCAAAAAUGGCCUGCAUGGCAGUGGUCCAAGACGAAAACCAUUGCUGUGCAAAAGGAACAUAAAAGGUCAUCACAGUUUUGCCAGAAAACAUGUUGAUGAUCCCCAAGACUUUUGGGAAGUAUUCUGUAUACUGACGAAGACAAAAGUUGAACCUUUGGAAGGUGUGUGUCCCAUUACAUCUGCCAUAAAAGUAACACAGCAUAUCAGAAAAGGAACAUCAACAGUAAAAUAGGGUGUUAGUAGUGUGAUGGUUUGGGGCUAUUUUGCUGCCUUAGGACAUGGAAGACUUGCUGUGUUAAAUGGCACCAUGAAUCUUGCUUUCUACCAAAACAUCCUGAAGAAGAAUGUCCAAUCAUCUGUUUGUGACCUCAAGCUGAAGCGCACUUCGGUUCUGCAGCAGGACAAUGAUCCAAAACACACCAGGAAGUCCACCUCUAAAUGGCUUAAAAAAACAAAAAUCAAAAUGAAGACUUUGGAGUGGCCUAGUCAAAGUCUUGACCUAAAUCCAAUCUGAGCGCCUUGAGGCAACUGUUGAUGUGAUUUGGUGCUGUAUAAAAAUAACAGAAUUGUAUCGAUCGAGAUUCUGUGGCAUGACCUUAAAAAGCUCUAAUGUGGUUGAAUUGCAACAAUUCUGCAAAGAUGAGUGGGCCAAAUAUUCAAAGACUCAUUGCCAGUUUUUCCAAACGCUCGACUGCAGUCAACCAGUUAUUAGGUUUAGGGGGCAAUCCAAAAAAGAAUCCAGUGGAUUCCAGUGAAACACCAUGAUUAUCAGCAUAGUGUACAGUUUAAGCUAAAUAGUAUUCUACACAGCUCACUACAAAGUUGUGAAAUUGGUAUUAAAGUGCACUGAUUGUACAAUAACAAGUAGCUCAAAGAAAAAUCAAAGUAUUUGCUUUGAGAGAAUAGUCAUGUAUUUCUUUGCUGCUGGUGGCACUAAAAAGUUGGAAAUCGCUUGCUGUUGUUCAGUGAAAACAGGUUUACUAAAAAAAACAGUGGCAGACAUUUUAAAAUUGAUGUGUUUUUGAUAUGUAUGAAUUGGCACACUUAAUAAUAAUAAUAAUCAGAAUAAUAAAUCUGACAAAUAAUAUACAGUAUUUCUUGAUACAUGCUCAAUCAUCCAGAUAAGGAGAUUCCAAAAAGUUAGGAAGGCUUGGUAAAGUUUAUGGUGCACAUCAACUUUUAAAUGUCCCCCAUUACUGAUGGAAAUCUCACAAUCUUAGAAGGAUUGCAGCCACUUCCCACUCUCUGUGAAUGGUACUCAUGACCAAUGAUCAAUGGUUAUUCCUCAGUGAUCAAUAGCAGUUGAUCAAUGGCCUUUGAUCAGGGGUUGUUGAUCAAGAAACUGACCUGUCAAGCCCAUUGUUCGCCAGUGGUGCUAGUUUCAGCCAUCAUGCAAAAUGUACUGUUUAUAAGGUUGGAGAAACCUGCAGUCAGCUGAGACUGAAGAAGUCACUUGGAUGAGUGACGAGACGUUUCUCCCACUGAAAACGCUACGUCCAGAUGAACUGAAUCAACUUUCGGAAUGCCUCAAUACUGGGACUCUCCACCUAUUGUGCCUCAAUACUAUUGUACUGGGACACUCAAUAAUAAUAAAGAUUUGGAUGUCAAUACUGUGAAUGCUUGAGUGCUCAGUCCCCAAACAUAGACAAAACAGAUACAACAGGGUCCUAUUUUUAAAAAACAAAAACAAAACAAUAACAAUCUGUUUGAAGCAGAUACUGUCUCAACUACUGUUGAUAGGUAUAUACUGGUAUCCAGGAAACAUCACACACUAACACUACACACAGGAUAUGUGGUUAGUGGUUAAUCUAGAAAUAAUUCAUCCAACUUGCCAGCACACAUUCUGACAGAUACAAUAUGUCUUUACAGAAUAGCUCUGUCUUGACUAAUUUGAAACCUCCACAUCAUUUCAUUUUCGGCAGAGGAAAUUUUGAAUGCAAGGUUUGCUUGACAGCAAUUUAAAAUGAACCAAAGUCUCUAACAACAAAUGCACUCUGAUCUAUUAUUUUGUCAGUUUACUAAAUUGAGAAAUAA
This is a messenger RNA of Oreochromis niloticus (Nile tilapia), 6641 nucleotides long. It is a transcript of the gene omgb, whose product is annotated as oligodendrocyte myelin glycoprotein b. The record is from RefSeq and is a predicted model, not a curated record. Bases 302 to 1606 code for a protein of 434 amino acids. Gene Ontology annotation, biological process: neuron projection regeneration. Gene Ontology annotation, molecular function: protein binding. NCBI's taxonomy places the organism in Eukaryota, Metazoa, Chordata, Actinopteri, Cichliformes, Cichlidae. The transcript has 4 exons.